Molecule: messenger RNA, 4314 nt
Organism: Myxocyprinus asiaticus (Chinese sucker)
Lineage: Eukaryota; Metazoa; Chordata; Actinopteri; Cypriniformes; Catostomidae
Product: semaphorin-3ab-like
Exons: 17
Coding region: 451-2718 (755 amino acids)
Biological process (GO): semaphorin-plexin signaling pathway; negative chemotaxis; neural crest cell migration
Molecular function (GO): chemorepellent activity; semaphorin receptor binding; neuropilin binding
Source: RefSeq, a predicted model, not a curated record
UAGAGUGGAGGAGAGGUAGCAAAAAAAAGAAAAGAAAAAAGGCAAGCAGACAGAGACGCUCUCUCUCUCUCUCUCUCUCUCUCUCUCUCUCUAAUUUCAGCCAGCAGCAGUGUAAACCAAAGAGAAAACAGAAGGAAGAGGAAUAGAGCAGGAUUCUGCAGCAAUACUGACCUAAGCAGGUUAUAUUACACUGCACUGCACUGUGCGGACUGCACACACACACACACACACACACACACACACACACACACACACACACACACACACACACACACACACACACACACACACACACACACACUUGUGCAGAGGGGUGUGAUGCAGACAUUAGGUAGACAGCAUUUGUCAGUGUGUUGUUUCUGAGCAGAGGUGAAAGAGAGAGCAGAGCAAGUGUGUGUUUACUCCUUGGCAAACGUUGUGUGCCAGAGUUGCUAAGUGUGUCAGACAGCCAUGAGGAGGAUGCUGUCCCUCUUUUGCUUGCUUUCUCUGGCAGCACGUUUAUCGGAAGCAUGGAGACCAUCACAGCCACGACUGCAAUUUCAACACUCAGAGCUGGUGCGUAGCGGCAGGCUCCUGUCUCUCUCUGUGCCUGCUGGGGAUCUGAACUCUCUGCUGCCGGAUGAAGAUGGCCGUCGCCUUUACAUCGGUAUGAAGAACCAUCUGCUCUCCACCAGCCUGGAUGACAUUACACAAACACCCCGCAAGAUACACUGGCCUGCAAAUCCAGAUCACAUCCAGGACUGCUUAAUGGCUGGGAAAGACCUGCAGAUGGAUUGUGCUAACUUCCUGCGAGUGCUGGAGUGGUUUAACCAAACACACCUGUAUGCCUGUGGGACUGGAGCAUUCAAUCCUCACUGUGCCUUUAUCCCUACCAGCCUCUUUCUUAGGGCUGAGGAACAAACCCUGAAGUAUGAAGACACUGAAUCAGGGAAGGGAAAAUGUCCUUAUGACCCUCACCACAGAACGGCUACUGCCAUCAUAGACGGAGAGCUGUACGCUGGGAUCUCAUCUGAUUUUCUAAGUCAUGAUACAGCAUUCUUUCGCAGUCUGGGAAAGCGACAUGCAAUGCGCACUGAACAGUAUGACUCUACCUGGCUGCAAGGUGCUGAUUUUGUGCAUGUCGCAGCGAUGUCAGAGAGUGAUAAUGAGGAGGAUGAUAAGGUGUACAUGUUCUUCACUGAGCGUGCUCAGGAGGCAGAAGGGGCGGUUGGGAAGAUCCUCUAUUCUAGAGUCGCCCGUGUCUGUAAGAAUGAUAUUGGUGGUCAGCGUAGUUUGGUACAUAAAUGGAGCACGUUUCAGAAAGCUCGUAUUGUUUGUUCUGUACCAGGACCUGAUGGAAUGGAGACACACUUCGACAAGCUGCAGGAUGUUUUCAUUCAGCGUGGAAAGGACAAAAAGAACCCUCUCAUCUAUGGGCUCUUCACCACUACAAGCAACAUCUUGAAUGGAUCCGCUGUGUGUGUUUACCGGAUGCAGGACAUUAUUCGAGCUUUUAAAGGAAACUUCCUGCACAGGGAGGGACAACAGUACAAGUGGACAGAGUAUACAGGCAGAGUACCCUAUCCAAGGCCUGGCACAUGUCCCAGCAGCACUUUUGGAGGUUUCCGAUCCACAAGAGAAUAUCCUGAUGAUGUCAUCUUUUUUAGCCGGACACAUCCUUUAAUGCAGGAGGUGGUACAUCCUCUUAGAGGCCAGCCUUUGCUGAUCAGAGUAGGAGUGUCUUAUAAACUGACCCGCCUACUUGUGGACAGAGUGGAGGCUAUAGACGGACAAUAUGAUGUGUUGUUUAUUGGCACAGACUCUGGCCUGGUUCUGAAAGCAAUUCACCUCCCUAAAGCCAACGGACAGAAUCAGGCGUUCACUCUCGAACAAAUGCAAGUGUUUAAGCACAAGUCACCAAUCACUGCCAUGAUGCUGUCCAAGAAAAAGUGGUUAUUUGCUGGAUCUGCAGAGGGUGUGGUUCAGUUGGGUCUGUUCCACUGUGAUCUAUACGGCCAGGCCUGCGCUGAGUGCUGUCUCGCUAGAGACCCAUACUGCACCUGGGAUGGGCACUCUUGCAGCCCAUAUAUGCCAACUGCACACAGGAGAAACAUUCGUCAGGUUAAGGAUGACGGCAACCCGCUGAACCAGUGUGUCAGACAGGGAGCUGGUCUUCACGUGGAGGCAGAGGAAAAGACGCUGGUUGUGGCUGUUGGUAACAGCACCUAUCUGGAGUGUCUACCCAAAUCUCACCAUGCCACCGUCACCUGGUAUAAAGACAUAGGAGAGAACAGCCUGGAACAACAUAAGGUUGUAUCUGGAGACCAGCUGGUUAUAAUCGACAGAGGCAUCCUCAUUCCCAGGGUGCAGCUUAAUCAUGGAGGUGUUUAUCACUGUCAACUAGAAGAGCAUAGAUUCCGCUGGACAGCUGUUACUAUUCACUUAAUUGUGUGGAGCCCCGCCCUGCUCCCCACCCUUAGCUCCACCAAGCCAUGGUACCAGGAUGUGAUGGCACUGAUUAACCAUGGCAAACUGGAGCGACACUGCAAAGAACUCAGCCAACGUCAUAACCACAAGGAAUCAGGGAAUCACAAGCAUAACAAACAAGAUAGAAAGAGAGGAGACCGACACAAACACAGAGGAGAAGGAGAGAGAGGGGGAGAGAAGGAGAAAGGGAGGGGGCGAAAGAACCGAAGCAGAAUGCAGAGCUCAGCACAGAGGGUACCGAGGAGUGCAUAGACACAAUCACAGGUGUUUACACAGGUACUCAGGCUCACACAUAAACACAAACAAAACAUGCAAUAUACAAUAUAUACAUUGUACAAUGAUUCAUUUUUAGUUCUGGACAUCCUGUUAGGACAUUAACUUGAACAUGAAGGACUGUUACUAACUAAGAAUGUGUUUAAUGGGAAGGCUGAUCUUGAAGGGGUGGGGUCAAGAGAGGACACGUUUGCUUUAAUGUUAAUAGCUAAUUAAUUCAUUAUAUGAGGACUGUGUUAUGCAGAUCUUACAAAUCUCCUAAAAUAAGAGUGUCCCGAAUUAUCCUCUGUUGAAAAAAAAAAAAAAGACAAAUCUUCCAAAGUUAGGGAGCAUCUUAAAAAGAUCUUUGUUUUAAAAAGACUGCAGUGUUGAUAGCUCUUUUUAUUUCUCUAUUGCGCAGCAUCUGUACUGACUAUGUAUGUAUUGCCUGGAACCAUUGUGCUCUUAUUUAUCGUUCAUGGUAUUUAUUUUCUUUGUGAUAUAUUGUCUUGCAUUGUAUGUGUGUAAAAUUUACAAGUUAUUCUUUUCUUUUUGAAAUUUUUGAUAAGGUGUAAUUCUCUCUCUCUGCCAUCAUUAAUGAAGCUUAUGCUUCUCCGCAGAAGAAACUGUCUUACAGUGGGUUUAGAAAGAUUUAAAUUUAUUGAAAGCAAAAUUAUAUACAGUAGCCUCAAAAAGUAUUUGGAUGCUUAAGUCACACUUAUAAUGUUUGAAAUGUAUUGCAUUCGAAAACAGAAGUCAAACCAACUAGCAUUUGCAAACAAAUCUCAGAACUAACUUCACUAUUCUUUGCCAUUUUGCCUAUUACUUUUAACCAGCUGGUGUCUCAAGGUGAUUUCUGGUAAAUGUAUGAAGUCACACAGAUGCACCACAGGUGCAGUUUAUCACAUUAACUCUGGAUAAGUUCCUCUAACAUUUGAAAUCUUUAAAGUGUCCAAAUACUUUUUGUCAUAAUUUCAAACAUAAUCAUAAUUCAUCAUAAUUUCAUAAUUUCAAGUAUAAAUAUACUUGACUGAUUACAACCAAAGCUCUGUUUCCAAUGCCAGUCUGAAAAAAAAGUUUUUAUCAUUUUGAACCUAAAAUGUAUUUUUAUUUUUUUAUGUUUUGUUUGCAAGGUGUGCUUUCUUUCUUUAAAAUAAAUGCACUUGGUUUGUUAUUUUGUUUUAAAAUACAAAGACAUUCAUACAUUUUUAAGUACCUAAAGUGUCCAAAUACUUUUUGGGGCCACUGUUUAGUUCCCUAAAUACAUGUACACAACACAAGUAUCUCAUGAAAAGGUGAAGUCACUUCAGUGAUGCUGUAGGAUAACAAACUUGGUGUGUUUCUGUGUAGAUGGAUGGAGGCACAAAGGGUGUGUUUAAUAUAACUGGAGUGAAACGCCAGAGCAGGCCAGCUACUUUCUCCUGCACAUGGACACAUGCCUGCCAAGAGGUUUGGCACCCACCCUGAAGUGCCUCCAUUCAGAGGGAUGGAAAAAAGAAAAAAGGAUGGAAUACAGUAAGGGUUGUGAGCUUUAAAGUGCAGUACAAACAGAGGGAAAAGGAGGAAAUAAAGACUCACACCACAUGAGAGAGACAG